This is a messenger RNA of Gorilla gorilla gorilla (western lowland gorilla), 1657 nucleotides long. RefSeq names its product nipsnap homolog 3A (gene NIPSNAP3A). Gene Ontology annotation, cellular component: mitochondrion. Bases 138 to 881 code for a protein of 247 amino acids. The record is from RefSeq and is a predicted model, not a curated record. NCBI's taxonomy places the organism in Eukaryota, Metazoa, Chordata, Mammalia, Primates, Hominidae. The transcript has 6 exons.
GGAGCUGACCCCGCCGAGCCCCGCCCCAGCCUGCGUCUGCCAAUGAUCCAGGAGCCGCUCCUUUCCACUCGGGAAACCUUCAGAGGAGUCUCAGAAAGGACACGGCUGGCUGCUUUUCUCAGCGCCGAAGCCGCGCCAUGCUCGUCCUCAGAAGCGCCCUGACUCGGGCGCUAGCCUCACGGACGAUGGCGCCUCAGAUGUGCUCAUCUUUUGCUACGGGACCCAGACAAUACGAUGGAAUAUUCUAUGAAUUUCGUUCUUAUUACCUUAAGCCCUCAAAGAUGAAUGAGUUCCUGGAAAAUUUUGAGAAAAACGCUCAUCUUCGGACAGCUCACUCUGAAUUGGUUGGAUACUGGAGUGUAGAAUUUGGAGGCAGAAUGAAUACAGUGUUUCAUAUUUGGAAGUAUGAUAAUUUUGCUCAUCGAACUGAAGUUCGGAAAGCCUUGGCCAAAGAUAAGGAAUGGCAAGAACAAUUCCUCAUUCCAAAUUUGGCUCUCAUUGAUAAACAAGAGAGUGAGAUUACUUAUCUGGUACCAUGGUGCAAAUUAGAAAAACCUCCAAAAGAAGGAGUCUAUGAACUGGCCACUUUUCAGAUGAAACCUGGUGGGCCAGCUCUGUGGGGUGAUGCAUUUAAAAGGGCAGUUCAUGCUCAUGUCAAUCUAGGCUACACAAAACUAGUUGGAGUGUUCCACACAGAGUACGGAGCACUCAACAGAGUUCAUGUUCUUUGGUGGAAUGAGAGUGCAGAUAGUCGUGCAGCUGGGAGACAUAAGUCCCAUGAGGAUCCCAGAGUUGUGGCAGCUGUUCGGGAAAGUGUCAACUACCUAGUAUCUCAGCAGAAUAUGCUUCUGAUUCCUACAUCGUUUUCACCACUGAAAUAGUUUUCUACUGAAAUACAAAACAUUUCAUUAACUGCUCUAAGAUGUGUCUGCUAAUGGUGCUUAAAUUCUCCCAAGAGGUUCUCACUUUUAUUUGAAGGAGGUGGUAAGUUAAUUUGCUAUGUUUCUUGCAUUAUGAAGGCUACAUCUGUGCUUUGUAAGUACCACUUCAAAAAAUAGUUCUGUUUACUUUCUGCAUGGUAUUUCCGUGUCUGUCAUACAUUAAAAAUACUUGUCACUGUUUUAAGAUCUUGACUCUUCAUUUGUUUCAGAAUAGCUCUUCUACUGUAUUCUGACAACUCUUUGCUUUAUAGCAUUUUGUUGUAUUCAAAUGAUAAUGGUAGCAUUUCCAUGCUUGUGACAGCAUUUUUAAGUUAUUAAUAUAUUUUAUCAACCUUUCCAUCAUGUCUGUUUUCCUGUUUUUUUUGGUUGUUUUUGACCAGUAAAAUUUAUUUUGUAAUACCAAAUAGGAUUUAUGAAAAUUAGCGUAUUUCUUUACUAUGGAAAACCACAUUGUCAUUUGUGACAUCUAUAUUAAAUAUGGUUGUCACAUUAGUUAUUUGUCACUUACUUGGAAAAUGAUGCUGUUAGGUCCUGGUAUUAAAAAUCUAGAAAAGACUUGUUGGUUUAUGUGCUGAAAUGUCUUUAUUUAUAAUUAAUUUUAACUACUAUUUACUUCAUUUCGGAUCCUGUUUAACAAAGAUACUUGAGACAUCCAUUUGUUUUAAUGAAAUCUGUAUGGAUAUGGAAAUGCUUGCCCUAAUAAAAGCCUACAUAUA